This is a messenger RNA of Poecilia latipinna (sailfin molly), 5648 nucleotides long. RefSeq names its product mucin-2-like. The record is from RefSeq and is a predicted model, not a curated record. Gene Ontology annotation, molecular function: protein binding. Lineage: Eukaryota; Metazoa; Chordata; Actinopteri; Cyprinodontiformes; Poeciliidae. Gene Ontology annotation, cellular component: extracellular matrix. The transcript is spliced from 32 exons. The coding region runs from base 1 to 5610 and encodes 1869 amino acids.
AUGGCUUUGAAUGAUGACAUGACGUCUCCUCAAGGGAGCCAAGAAGGAACUGCAGUGACAUUUGGUAACUCGUGGAAGGCCGACCACACAUGCCCAGAUGCAGGCAGAAUACUUUCAGACCCCUGUUCCAUCAGCAUGGAAAUUGAGAAUUAUGCCAGACACUGGUGCGAAAUGCUCAGAAAUCCAAAUGGUACAUUUGCAAAUUGCCAUUCAGAGGUGAAUCCUGAAUAUUACUACAAGCGCUGCCUUUACUCCACCUGCAGCUGUGAGAAAAGCGAGGACUGCUUAUGUGCUGUCUUCACCUCUUAUGGUCGAGCUUGUGCAGCAAAGGGAAAGUUUGUGACAGAUUUUGGAGACCAAUGUGAGAAACACACAAAGAGCUGUCCAUCAACUCAGAUCUUCACUUACAAUCACCGGAGAUGCCAGCUGACUUGUAGUUCACUGAGCUCAGAUCAGCGGAGCUGCACUUCACAUUUCUUGCCUGUGGUUGGCUGUUUCUGCCCUGAUGGUCUCUAUCUGAAUGAAAAAGACACUUGUGUACCCAAAGAAGAAUGUUCCUGUUUCCAUAAAGGAGAAUACAUUGAGGCAGGAAAGUCUCUCAACAUUGAUACUGAGCACUGUGUUUGCGACGAUGGAAAGCUUCACUGCCAUCCCCGGAAAAACGAGUCCUUCGCAUGUCCUGCUUCAAAAGUGUACUUCAACUGCUCCUCUACAAGCGCCAAGACCCUUGGACCACAAUGUGCUAGAAGUUGCAUGAAUCUGAUUGACAAUAUUUGUGAUGCAUCAGAAUGUGUCUCCGACUGCAUGUGUCCUCCUGACCAGCUUGAUGAUGGUAAAGGCUCCUGUGUGAAAAAUGAAAGUGAAUGUCCAUGCCAGCACAAUGGUAAAUUCUAUAAACCUGAAGGGACAUUUCAUCAAGAUUGCAACCUCUGUACUUGCAGAGGUGGAAAGUGGAUAUGCACAAUGAACAAUUGUUCACAGAGCUGCAUUAUUUAUGGAAGUGGACAUCACAGAACAUUUGACAUGCGACAAUAUGAGUUUCAAGGACAUUGUUCUUAUGUUGCUAUCAAGAAUAAUUGUUUUAAUAAAACAGCAGAGAGUGACAUUGAAGUCAUCACAGAAGAUGAACCAUGUGGAUCCACAGGCACAACAUGUUCCAAAACUGUCAGAAUUCAGCUUGGGAGAAAUGUGAUCACCCUCUCAGAUGGAACAUAUAAAAAGGACGUUUUGGAAAAUGGCACACAAAUAAAAUAUCAAAUAAUAAAUCGGGGCUUUUAUAUUGUGCUAGCUUCUGAUAUCGGUCUAACUGUAAUUUGGGAUCGCAAAACAUAUUUUGUUAUCCAGCUGGAAUCACAAUUCAUGGGCGAAGUGUGUGGCCUGUGCGGAAACUUUGAUGGUAACGGAGAGAACGACUUCACCACCCGAAGUGGGUUGGUAGUGAGCAGCCCACUAGAGUUUGCAAACAGCUGGAAAGGGGACAGCUCUUGCUCAGAUGUGGAUAAGCUUGUUGACGCUUGUGAAGAAGCACAUCAUCGAGACCACUGGGCAAAAAUGAAGUGCAACAUCAUAAAUGGAGACACAUUCAAAGACUGCCACUCCAAGGUAGAACCCACUCCGUUCUAUGAAAACUGUGUGAAAGACACAUGUGCCUGUGACACUGGAGGGGACUGUGAGUGUUUCUGUUCAGCUGUUGCAGCUUACGCACAAGCUUGCAAUGAAGCUGAUGUUUUGAUUUCAUGGAGAACUCCGGAAAUCUGUCCUGUCUUUUGUGAUUACUACAACAAUCAUGGUUCAACAAUCAACAUGAAUCAAGAAUCAUGCUUAUGGCACUACCAUCCUGGGACUCCAGAUACAUACCUGACUUGUUCAAAUUAUUUUCUACAUGUUCCAAAGCUUGAAGGUUGUUACCCUCAUUGCCCAGAAUAUGCCCAAGCUUUUGAUGAGGAAUCAAAAGAAUGUAGUACAUGUACACAUAUAUACACUCCAACUCCAAGCACUCCAACAUCAACAAAAUCUACCACUACAACAAACACUGCUACCACCACAGAAUCAACAACAGAAUUCACAACUAAAACUGAAACACCAACUACAACCUCAACAAUUACAACUACAACUCCCACGACAUCAACUGAGUCUACAACUGUAACAUAUCCUACUACAACCACCACUCCCCCCACAGAAUCCACAACACCAACGCAAUCUACCACUACAACUGAAACACCAACUACAACCCCAACAACCUCAACUACCACCACAUCAACUGAGUCUACAACCAAACAUACUGGAACCACAGAAUCUACUACACCAUCAACCAAGUCUACAACUGUAACAUAUCCUACUACAACCACCACUCCAACCACAGAAUCCACAACACCAACACAUUCUACCACUACAACUGAAACACCAACUACAACCCCAACAACCACAACUACAACCACAUCAACUGAGUCUACAACCAAACCUACUGGAACCACAGAAUCUACUACACCAUCAACCAAGUCUACAACUGUAACAUAUCCUACUACAACCACCACUCCCCCCACAGAAUCCACAACACCAACACAUUCUACCACUACAACUGAAACACCAACUACAACCCCAACAACCUCAACUACCACCACAUCAACUGAGUCUACAACCAAACCUACUGGAACCACAGAAUCUACUACACCAUCAACCAAGUCUACAACUGUAACAUAUCCUACUACAACCACCACUCCCCCCACAGAAUCCACAACACCAACACAAUCUACCACUACAACUGAAACACCUACUACGACCCCAACAAUUACAACUCCCACCACAUCAACUGAGUCUACAACCAAACCUACUGGAACCACAGAAUCUACUACACCAUCAACCAAGUCUACAACUGUAACAUAUCCUACUACAACCACCACUCCCCCCACAGAAUCCACAACACCAACACAUUCUACCACUACAACUGAAACACCAACUACAACCCCAACAACCUCAACUACCACCACAUCAACUGAGUCUACAACCAAACCUACUGGAACCACAGAAUCUACUACACCAUCAACCAAGUCUACAACUGUAACAUAUCCUACUACAACCACCACUCCCCCCACAGAAUCCACAACACCAACGCAAUCUACCACUACAACCCCAACAACCACAACUACAACCACAUCAACUGAGUCUACAACCAAACCUACUGGAACCACAGAAUCUACUACACCAUCAACAAAGUCUACAACUGUAACAUAUCCUACUACAACCACCACUCCCCCCACAGAAUCCACAACACCAACACAAUCUACCACUACAACUGAAACACCAACUACAAGUAUAGAAUCCACAACACCCUCAACUAAAUCUACAAGCCAAACACCUUCUACUACCCUAUAUGGUUGUCCUAAAUGGAAUAAAAUGCAAAAUGAGACCUUUUAUUUUUGCAACUGCACCAUGGCCAAAUGUAUUGGAAGCAAUACUCUUCAAAUAGUGCCCUAUGAAUGUCCACCCAUCCAAAACAUAACUUGUUCCAAUGGAAAAACUCCUGUUCUGGUAUAUGAUGAAUAUCAAUGCUGCCAACAUUAUCAAUGUGACUGCGAGUGCAAAGGGUGGGGAGAUCGUCAUUACAGCACAUUUGAUGGACUAUCCUACAAAUACCAUGGAAACUGUUCCUAUUAUUUGAUGAAAGAAAUUACACCAAGGGAUGACUUGGAAAUUUACAUUGAUAACAUGCAUUGUGAUCCUUUGGAAGAUCCUUCAUGUCCUCAGUCUUUAAAUGUAAACUAUGGAGCAGAACAUAUCAAACUGUCCUAUUUUAUUCUCAAUGGACAACCAGAUUUGAAGGCAUUUACGAAUGAAGUGAGUCAAAAGCUCCCUUAUUGGAAACAAGGUGUUAAAGUGAUAAGUACUGGCACUAAUUUAGUUUUAGAGAUCCUUCGUCUAAAUGUGGUUGUUAAAUUUGGAAGAACUGGAUUUAGUAUCAACCUUCCAUACAAGUACUUUGGAGGAAACACACAGGGUCAUUGUGGAACUUGCACCAACAGUCAAGGUGAUGACUGCUGGCAGUCUGGAGGAACAGUAUCAGAAGGUUGCGCUAAAAUUGCUGAUGGCUGGCUUCUAGAGAAAGAUAAAGGCUGCAAGCCUGGAGGAGAACCGCCUUCGAAACCUCCAUGCAGCGCAAGUCCUGUAUGUGAACUCCUUAAGAGCAGUGUCUUUGCUGAAUGCCAUUCCCGGAUCUCUCCAGAUAAUUACUACAAAGGAUGUGUUUCUGAUAGCUGCCAUGUUCACAACGGAGCGAAUGCAGUGGAGUGCUCAAGUUUAGCGACUUAUGCUGCUGCCUGCUCUGACGUUGGAGUUUGUAUUCACUGGAGGAACCACACUGAUCUAUGUGCCAGUGACUGCCCAUCAGGCAAAAUUUAUAAACCUUGUGGACCUGCAUAUCAACCAACUUGUGAGGACAGUCCUAGUGAUCCAGGUAUGGAUUUCACUACAGAGGGCUGCUUUUGUCCUGCAGGGAUGAAACUGUUCAGCAGAGAAUCAAAAAUAUGUGUUAAAAAUUGUGGCUGCCUUGAUCCUAAUGGGACGCCCCGGGAGUUCAAUGAGACAUUUGAAUACCAAUGUCAGAACUGUGUGUGUGAUGAGUCCACCAAAACUGUGAUCUGCAAGCCUAAGACGUGCCCACCCACUAUUUUACCAAGAUGCAUGGGUCCAGAUUAUGUCCUUGUCAAUAAAACUGAUCCAUCAAAUCCCUGCUGCGUUGUCCACGUUUGCCAAUGUCAGAUCCACGCUUGUCCGGACAUCAACAUGAACUGUGAUGUUGGAUUUAAGCCAAACAUCACUGUUCCAGAGGGAAAAUGCUGUCCAGUACUUAGUUGUGUACCUAAAAGAGUCUGUGUGCUAAAUGAUGUUGAAUACCAGCCCGGUUCUUCAGCUCCUGGCCAGAAAUGUGAGAACUGCUUCUGUUCCUCAAACUCUUCAUCUGGUGGUCUGAUGGAAAUCAAGUGCGAGAAGCAGCAGUGUGAAAAAACAUGCAGAAAGGGAUUCAAAUAUGUAAAAACCAACUCAGAUGAUUGCUGUGGGACGUGUGUGCAGACCCAGUGUGUGUUCGUUGUUAAUGGCACUGAGACACUCUUAAAGGAGGGAGAAACCUGGUCACCACCUGAAAAUAAGUGUGAAAGUAAGACUUGUGUUAAGAAUGGUGAGACUUUUACAAUCACCAACAAACAAAUAAUUUGCCCAGCAUUCCAAGAGAGCAACUGCAAGAAUGACACAAUUCAGACUGCAGCAAAUGGUUGCUGCAAAAUCUGUGUGGAAAAAGAGAAGGCCUGCAGACUGUUUAACCGGACAACUCCUAUCAACCACAAUGGCUGUCAGUCUGAGUUGAAUAUGCCGUCAUGUGAAGGAUCAUGCGACACUUUCACCAAGUACUCUGAAGCAGCAGCUGCUAUGGAGCAUUCCUGCUCCUGCUGUAAGGAGAGACGCGCCAGCAACCGCACUGUUACCCUGGCGUGUGAAGAUGGUACGCACGUCCAGUUCACUUAUGUGCAUGUGGAGGAGUGCGGCUGUGGGCACACAGAGUGCACCACACCUGCUGCACUGCAUGUUCGCAGAAAGCGACGCUUCACACUGCAGUGACACAGUCCUCUGUCCUCACAUGUGGGACCAAGAUUUAU